AUGUUGGGAAAAUCAAAGGUAAGAAUCUGAUCUUACUGUUCAAUGUCUCAUGGUUUACAGAAAGACGCACAUGAUAGAUAUAUACGUGUAGUGUAACACGUAUCUGCGCGAGGGGAUAGUAUGUAUACCGUAGGGGUGAAAUUUAAAGGGAGGGGCUGCACGAAAAUGGCUGUUAUACACAGGGUAGGACGACUAGAAGAGGGCAAGUGACGGUUCAUCCCUGUCUUCCACAUUGACCAAUUGACAUUAUUUUACGACAAUUGAUACGGUUACCUAAUCGAUAGCUAUUAUGUGGCGGCUAAGAAGCAAUCUUCGUGCUCCUCGUCACCCAUCCCCAGAUCUGCGUAUCUGACAUAUGAUUCGCUUCGGGAAAAGGUAAACUAUCUCCCUUAUUUGCCUUCCCUUUCUGCACGUUCAGAACUUCCAGAAUUCGCUCGCUUACAACCUUGUGCUCGUCGUCACGUCGCGCCUGUGAAAAGAAUCCCACUAUUUUUCCUCCCCCCCCGAGUAAAGUGUGAAACGUGAAAAAGGGAUAGGCGCAAGUGACAGAAAAACAUUUUAGAGAUAAAGUAUGAAAUAAAAGAGGGAAAGAAAAAAGGGGGAAAAACGGCUUCUGCGAAAGUAGAGCUACAUUUCGUAGUCAGAUUGAUUGUAGUAUCAUUCGCGCAAGAAACACGGGAUUAUAUUUAUCUAAAAUUGUCAACAAUGUGAGGCUAAUUUGUAACAGUACUCCGCGAACCGUAAUUGUUACGCGAGAUACAUUUUAUCAACGAUCGAAUUGUUACGCUAAUGUCAAUUGGAACCGAUUGCAGAUUGGAACCUUACGCGGAUGAUGUAAGUCGUAAGAGCUAAGAGCAAACGAGUAACGAAGUGAAGAGAAAAACAGAGAAAAGCGAAGAAGAUGUUCGGCUUCCCUUGGAGAAUUCUACUCCUCUUUCUGCUGGGUGGCUGUUUCUGUUUCUGCUCCAUGGAUCUCGCCAGAUCCGCGAGAGCCAUUAAGGGACGAUUUCGAACAUCUUACGCUGCAUGGCGUGUCUUGCUGUGUCUGACACAACCGCAAGGCUCGCUGAAGACAGACGUGCAGAAGGCAUGGGAGAAGGCGAGGCUGGAGUCGUCUCACGCGGACAUGAACGUAUCUUUCAUAGAGGCACCACCAAAGACAGACUCACUGUCCCAUCCUCUGUCAUUGUUAAACAAAUUCUGCAACGAGAUCAAAGGUGGGAAGACCGUGUUGAGCCUCAUCAUUGGAGGAGGAUCUGCAGCGAAAUUUCUCGUGACAGCUGCAGCUUCGUUGAAUAUUCCAGUCCUGUGGCUACCAUUCACUCACGAGGAUUUCCUCAGACAGGGGAAUAUCGGUCAAUACGAAAGUCGUGUAGGUUCUAGUACGAAGGAAGUGGGAGCGGCUGCCGCUGCCUUGAUGCACAGAGCGAACUGGCACGCGUUCACCCUCCUCAUAGACACCACUUUGCUACCAAUGACUCAUCUUUUACACGCGAAUCAAACAACAUUAACGCCUAGAACGAUCAUACACCUUCCAACGAACGACAAGACCUUGAGGAUGAGAUUGAGGAGAGUUGCCGAGGAGGGUGGCAGCGGAGGAAUCAUAGUGAUGGCUUGCGACUUGAACACCGCACGAAAAAUCUUAGCCGUGGCUGGCAAGUACGAGAUGCUCGCGGGCAGAUUUCUCUGGCUCUGGUUGGACCUGAAAGCGGAACUGAGACCCACCGAGCCAAAUGUAAUCAGCUCUCACAUUAUACACAGCUCAAGAUCGUCGAUAGCAACGAAUGAAAAUCCUUCACCGGUGCAGAGUAUAAGCCGAGGCGCGAAUCUCGUAGCUGAGAGCCAAUUGUCGUUGAAUUCUUUGCCCAGUUUGGCCAACGAGAUACAUCGACUGCAAGAGUACAGGUGGCAAAGCGAGAGGUCUGUGAACAAACAGGAAGACAGAAGCUUUAAUUUCGACGACGACGACGACGACAUUAGGAUAACGGACAAAGAUUUGAACUCGAAGGAUUUCAUGCCAGUUGGUAUGCUAGUGUUGAGACCUUCUGGCAUAAAGUUAAUGGGCAACGACCCUAUAUUGUCCAGAAUGAUCAGGGAGACCUCUCAGGCGUUGGACGAGACGUUUCUAGAAGUGAAGCCGAGACUGAAUCGUUUGGGAGAGGCUCAGCUCGACGAGAACUUCAUACCGGAGUGUUUCCCAAAGAGCAACGCCAAAUUCCUGGCGAGCAAAAUGAGGCACAAUGUUUCCAAGACUCUGACUCAGAAAUUACGGUCAUCGGUGAGUCAACUUUCCAAAGAGAAAGCCAAGUUUCAUUUGCUGAACUUGCAGGCGAUCAGAUUCCCUGGCAACAAGACUCAAUUGAGGCACGUAUGGACCAAAGUCGGCACAGUGAAAGCUGGGAGAGAGGUUCAUCUGGACACGAUAAUUUGGCCAGGCGGUGGGAUCGUGCCAGCGUACUUGGAACAAGGUGGCGAGAAGAUCGGCAUGCCGAUGUAUCGCAUAGUGACAGCACUGGCACCGCCGUUCACCAUGGUUACGAAUCUGCAGGAAGGUCUUUGCUUGAGAGGGCUGUACUGUCGUCAAGGAGACACCCUAAUGUGUUGCUACGGUCUAAGCAUGGAUCUAAUGUCGCUGAUAUCGCGCGAAUUAGGAUUCCGUUACGAUCUGUAUCUAGUGAACGACGGCCUGUUCGGCAAAAGGAACGGUAGCACGUGGAACGGGAUCAUGGGAGAGCUGGUCAACGGUCGAGCUCAAUUAACCUUCGCACCGCUCAGCGUGUCCGCUCGCCGAGCGGAGGUAGUCGACUUCACGACACCGUACUACUUCAGCGGUGUGAGCUUCCUCACCGCGCCAAAGCUCAAGUCCGAGAUCUCGCUGUUCGCUUUCCUCUUCCCAUUCAGCAUGGAACUGUGGAUCGCCGUUUUCACGUCACUGAACUUCACUGCCAUAGCAGUGGCACUGUACGAAUGGUUCAGCCCGUUCGGCCUGAACCCAUGGGGUAGACAACGAAGCAAAAACUUUUCGAUAGCCUCUGCUUUGUGGGUGAUGUGGGGCCUUCUCUGCGGCCAUUUAGUCGCAUUCAAGGCACCGAAGUCUUGGCCUAACAAGUUUUUAAUCAACAUUUGGGGCGGUUUCUCCGUUAUAUUUGUGGCCUCGUACACGGCCAAUAUAGCUGCCCUCAUCGCGGGCCUCUUCUUCCACCCUGCAGUGAGCAAUUACCACGACAAAAGCUUGUUGUUGCAAAAAGUUGGCGCACCAAGAGCGUCCGCCGCCGAGUACUACGUACAGAAAGCAAACGCGCAGCUGUGGUCUCACAUGGCCAGAUAUUCCUUGUCGAACAUCGCCGAGGGCGUGGAGAGAUUGCGAAAUGGUAGUUUAGAUAUACUCAUAGCUGAUACUCCUAUUUUAGAUUACUAUCGGGCGAUAGACGACGGUUGUCGGCUACAAAAAAUCGGGGACACCAUAAACGAGGACACGUAUGCCGUUGCCCUCAGCAAGGGCCAUCCUUUGAAAGAAAGUAUAUCUAGAGUUAUAGCCAAUUACACGAGCACUGGACUACUGGACAUCCUGCAAGAGAAAUGGUAUGGUGGUUUACCCUGCAUUCGAGGAAGGGAAGGAAUGGAUGCCGGCUUUGAGCACGAACAGGGAAGCCAACCCAGACCACUGGGUGUAGCCUCUGUCGCCGGUGUAUUCUGUCUCCUGGGGAUGGGCGUUGUCCUUGGUACAAUUAUUUUAGCUGGAGAACACUUGUUUUACAAAUACACGUUGCCCAGACUGAGGCACCGACCGGAGGACUCUAUAUGGCGCAGCCGUAACGUGAUGUUCUUCUCGCAGAAACUUUACAGAUUCAUCAACUGCGUGGAACUGGUGUCGCCACACCACGCUGCCAGAGAACUGGUCCACACAGUACGGCAGGGGCAGAUUGCCUCCCUGUUUCAGAAAAGCGUCAAACGAGCCGGUACGUUGCUCACAUAUAUCUACAAGGUGACCAUGUUCCAGAAGGAACACGAACAGCGUCGAAGGCGCAAAAGCAAGGCACAAUUCUUCGAGAUGAUACAGGAGAUUCGAAGAGUCCAACAGGAGGAGAAGAUAGAGACUGUGUCGGAGGAGCAAGAGAAGGUGAAAGAGAAAGAGGAGAAAGCUGUGAAAGGAAGAGAACGAAGCAAGAGCAAGAGCCCGUUGAUGCCUCGCAGUCCAAAGAGAUCAGAGAAGAGCAGAAGUUCCAUCAACUUGUCAAGUUCCAGGCUGGGAUUGUCUCCUAUCAGCCUGGAGGCUCCCAUGAAGCCUAGAGAAUUCACUCUGAGCAGCACCAACCUCAGGGCAAGGAGUCCCCUGGAAACGGUAGGUCGUCGCCUGAGCCACGGUGACGGUGGAUCACCACCACCGCGUCUUGGUUCGAAUUUCGGUGGCAGCGCGACGCUGAGACCCCUGGCACCGACCAAGAGCGACUCUACCGGAAGUACGACGCCAACGGUCAGGGGCGAAUCCACCGGGGGAAGUGUGCACACACCCAGAUACGCGAGGAGCCCGGCAAAACGAGGACAAUCAUUCCCAGUGUUUGCUACAUUGAGGCCACCGCACUCGUCCAGCCACCAAAUGUCCAAGAGCCCGUUGCUGUCUCCUAAUAACGAACUAACAUCCGCCAUCGGACGGAAGCUAUCCCGUGAAUGGGGAUCCGGGACUCUGGAUAUCAGCCGAUCCUCCGAGACGGUCGCUGGCGGAUGUUCCUACACACUGAACCCGGAGGCGACGUUAUCCUUGGGCCGGCCGUCCCACGAGAAGAUCCAGGACGACGCUCUACCCAUCAAGAAACCUAUAAGAAGAGCCAGAAGCCACGAGAACAGGGACACGGGCAAACUGAUGGCCGAUCUACCAUCGCCGAGACUCACCGCCCAACCGGUAGUAGGAGGCCGAUCGGUAAGCGAACGAACUAAAAAGCAGUUAGAGUCCGAAUUGAAAGCGAUUUUAAGUGCCAGAGCUCAUCAUCGCGAUCUUCAUCCCCCUUGAUAGAUGACUGUCUACUUCACCUAACCUUUCAUAAAGAGACAGAGAGAUAGAGUUCUUGCAAAUGCGAGCCAUAAAAAAAGCUUCGGGG
Molecule: messenger RNA, 5096 nt
Organism: Heterotrigona itama
Lineage: Eukaryota; Metazoa; Arthropoda; Insecta; Hymenoptera; Apidae
Source: the annotation of a GenBank genome assembly